Messenger RNA from Amblyraja radiata (thorny skate), 788 nucleotides. Its product is annotated as ubiquitin carboxyl-terminal hydrolase MINDY-1-like. The transcript is spliced from 2 exons. The record is from RefSeq and is a predicted model, not a curated record. The coding region runs from base 39 to 770 and encodes 243 amino acids. Gene Ontology annotation, biological process: protein K48-linked deubiquitination. Gene Ontology annotation, molecular function: cysteine-type deubiquitinase activity; K48-linked deubiquitinase activity; cysteine-type carboxypeptidase activity. Gene Ontology annotation, cellular component: cytosol; cell periphery. Lineage: Eukaryota; Metazoa; Chordata; Chondrichthyes; Rajiformes; Rajidae.
UGAGAGAGAGAGGCCAGUUGAGGUUGGAGUCUCUGGCCAUGGACAACGCUGCGUUUGAAAAGGGCGACAGUAUAGGUCUGGACACACGACCAGCCGCCGCAUCGGUCAGCGCCAAGCCGUCCGACUCCGGUGAUUCCGGCCGGAUGGAAGGUUGCUCGGACGGUCUGGAGGGGGCCGGGAAGAUGACGGGGACCGACUCCCAGGAGCCGGACAGCGGCAAGGAGCCGCUGCCCUGCGUCUUGGCCCUGGCGGAGUCCGACGGAGACGUGGCCAGCCUGACUCCCUCGCUGGGCUCCCCGGACGAGGAGGAGAUGGGGGACGAUCUGGCGGAGGCCGAGGGCCCCCUGGCCGAGAGCGCGGACUCCGACCGGGUCUCCGCCCCGUCGCUGGGGGGCUGCAGCGAGACGGAGCAAGACGGCGCGCAGGGGGCCGCGCCGAAGCCCGAGGUCUACCGGGGUGACCCCAGCAACACCUUCUAUUACGUCAAGUGGAUCAGCUGGAAGGGCGAGAAGACUCCCGUCAUCACCCAGAGUGAAAACGGGCCCUGCCCCUUGAUCGCCAUCAUGAACAUCUUGUUCCUGAGAUGGAAGGUCAAGAUACCACCGAAGACUGAGGUGAUAUCGGUUGAACAGUUGAUGAUCCUUCUCGGUAACUAUAGAUCCACUUCAGUCAAACGGUUCCAACGCUCGAUUGACCAGUGUCUUAUGUCCAGCUCAUUGAAAACUCUGAGGAGACAAGGGACUGCGGAGAGACACAAAAUACUGGAGUAACUCAGUGGGACAGGCAGC